AUGGCAGAUAUUGGCGGCAUCAAAGACUAUGUCAAUUUUAUGAUUGAUGAGGCGGCCAAGGUGCUAAAGCAGACCGUUGAUCCGCAAACAAGGGAGGUAACAACGGAGGGAGAGGCAAAACUACUGGCGGCUCCCUUGCACUCUAAUCGCGCCAAACUGAAGAAGAAGAAGAAGGCAAGUGGCAAAGAGAAAGAUGUGGCGGACGAAGGUGAGCAGGAAAAUGAAGAGACGAGGUUUGUUCUUGAGGUUCAUGUUGAUAAAUCUCAGGAGAAAGCUACACCUGCUGUCGGAGAAGCGGAUGUGGAGGGGGAAGAUACUGAGAGGGAGAAGAGGGAAAAAACUGUGGCGGAUAAAGGAGGAGCCAAGCAUGUUUCUCCAGAUCCUUCGAAGAAGAUGAAGGUUGUGAAGAAGAAUGUGGCGGUUGGUCACAAGGAUGUCGGGGGAGGUAGGUUUGUCUCCGACAACCCUAUCAUCUGGCUGGUACAAAGUGCGCCCACCAGUCAACAGGGCUUUCUACAUAAGGUGUGUGAGCGCCUGGGCUUUGGCGGUGAGGGGAGAGUUUCCUGGCCAUCGGCAACAUCAAAGUUGGAGACAUCCCUUGACCACAUUUUGAAGGUUGCCCACGAUCUUUAUCUUCACCAAGGCUUGUCGGAGGAGCGUAAGCUGAAGGAAGAACUUCUACACGCACAACGUGACUUGGCUGCAGAGAGAGAGAAGGAUAAGGUCACCGCGGGGGACAUUGCCAAGCUUGACGGUGCCUUUCUUGAUGUGAAGGAGAAAUUCAAGCAUCUGGUGGAUAAAAUUAUCACCGACACCACCACCAUCGCCAACUUGAAUGCCGAGUUGGCAGCCCUAAAAAAGGAGAAGGCUGAGAAACAAGAUACCAUCGCCCAGUUGCAGGAGGCGCUUAUCGCCAAAGAGAAAGAGUUGGCGGACUUUCAAUCUGCUAUGCAGGAGGAGAUAGCGAAGGUGGUGGAGGAGGAGAAGGCGAAGAUUAGUAGGGAAGCGGUGGUAGCUUUUAAGAAGUCUUCGGCUUUCUCAGAUCUUCUUACAGAGGCAGGUAGGCAAGGUGCUGCCACCAACUUUGAGGAGCUUAAGAACAAAUUAUACUUGAACUAUGACAAGAUCAUUGCUGAUCGAGCCCCGCCAAGUCCCUAG
This is a messenger RNA of Rosa chinensis, 1158 nucleotides long. RefSeq lists its product as uncharacterized. Bases 1 to 1158 code for a protein of 385 amino acids. The record is from RefSeq and is a predicted model, not a curated record. The transcript has 2 exons. Lineage: Eukaryota; Viridiplantae; Streptophyta; Magnoliopsida; Rosales; Rosaceae.